Sardina pilchardus (European sardine) is the source of this 4087-nucleotide messenger RNA. It is a transcript of the gene baiap2b, whose product is annotated as BAR/IMD domain containing adaptor protein 2b. Gene Ontology annotation, biological process: plasma membrane organization; positive regulation of actin filament polymerization; actin filament bundle assembly. NCBI's taxonomy places the organism in Eukaryota, Metazoa, Chordata, Actinopteri, Clupeiformes, Clupeidae. Bases 108 to 1625 code for a protein of 505 amino acids. Gene Ontology annotation, cellular component: cytosol; nucleoplasm. The transcript is spliced from 13 exons. The record is from RefSeq and is a predicted model, not a curated record. Gene Ontology annotation, molecular function: protein binding.
CUUGUCCGGUCUUGACUUUGACUUGUUAUUCUCAAACACCGUGCAAUAUCGCAGUCAUUUCACACGAGGAAACCACCGUCUAUGGUGUUAUACCUGAAGCCUGAAAGAUGUCUCGUACCGAAGAGGUGCACCGUAUAACGGAAAAUGUCUACAAGUCCAUCAUGGAGCAGUUCAACCCCUGCCUCAGGAACUUCGUUUCCAUGGCCAAGACCUACGAGAAGGCGCUAUCCAGGGACGUCCUCUUUCAGAUGGCCGAAGUCCACCGGCAGAUCCAGAUCCAGCUGGAAGAGAUGCUGAGGUCCUUCCACAAUGAGCUGCUGACAGAACUGGAAAAGAAGGUGGAGUUGGAUGCACGCUAUCUGAAUGCGGCGCUGAAGAAGUACCAGAUGGAGCACAAGAGCAAAGGCGAGAGCCUGGAGAGGUGCCAAGCAGAGCUCAAGAAGCUGCGUCGCAAGAGCCAGGGGAGCAAGCACCCGUCCAAGUACGGAGACAAGGAGAUGCAGUGUGUGGAGAUGAUCAGUGGCAAGCAGAGCGAGAUGGACAGCUACGUGGCCGACGGCUACCGGGCGGCGCUGUCGGAGGAGCGGCGCAGGUACUGCUUCCUGGUGGACCGCCAGUGCGCCGUGGCCAAGAAUGCCAGCGCCUACCACAACAAGGGUAAGGAGCUGCUGUCUCAGAAGCUUCCGGUAUGGCAGCAGGCGUGUGCCGACCCCAGCAAGCUGCCCGAGCGCGCCAUGCUGCUGGCCCAGCAGAUGAGCUCCAGCAUGGGCACGAUGAGCAGCGCUGGCGGCACCCUCCACGGCUCCAAAGGAGGCCUGCACAUCUCCGACCCCAUCCCCGGGGCCAAGCCCCUGCCCGUGCCCGCCGAGCUAGCUGCCCUCAUGAACCAGCAGAGGGCGAUGGGCAUGGACGGCGUGCCCAUGGUGAAUGGCUCAACAGGUGCCCACGGCGGGGACGACUACCAGCACUGGAUGGAGAGCAAGGCCGCCCAGGCCAAGGGAGCCAGCCCGCAGGUCCACAGGCACGGGGCCGAGGUCUACUCCAACACCCUGCCCGCCCGCAAGGUGGUACCCACCAAGAGCAAGGCGACCAUCGCCGAGACUCAGACGCUGCCCAGGUCCAGUUCCAUGGCGGCGGGCCUGGAGCGCCAAGGGCGGACCCGUGUGCAGGCCAUCUACUCGCACGCGGCCGGGGACAACAGCACCCUGCUCAGCUUCAGCGAGGGAGACGUCAUCACCCUGCUGGUGCCGGAGGCCCGCGACGGCUGGCACUACGGAGAGAACGAGAAGAAUCGCAUGAGAGGAUGGUUCCCCUUCUCCUACACACGAGUCAUCGCGGAACCAGAGCCCGACACAGCCCGACACUUACAUGUCAGCCUGCAGCACGGCAGGAGCAGCAGCACAGGGAACCUUCUGGAGAGAGACGGCGUGGUGCUGCCGGUCAGCGACUACGGCAUGACGGCCCGCCUGAUGUCCCGCGGCUCCCAGCAGAGCAUGGCCCACAGCCGCCAGCAGCAGAGACCCUACAGCGUCGCAGUGCCCACCUACACACAGCAUCAAGGACUGGAAGACUACGAGCAUCGCUUCCCGACGAGUUCGGAGGUCAAAUUGAUUUCGACAGUGUGAGGACUAGGAAAGAGGGAAAGCAAGAGAGAGAGAGAGAGAAAGAGAACGAGAGACAGAGAGAGAACGAGAGAGACACACAAACAGAUUCAGAACACAACCCUGCGAUAGGACAUACCCUCCUCCACCCCCUUCCUCCUCGCCUCACCUCGCUUCUCCUCCUCCUACCCACCACCACCUCCUCCUCACCUCCCCAACCACUCAACCCAUCCCUCCACGCCGUUCUCUAUUCACUCCUUCCUCUGGUAGCCUCUCUCUCCCCCUCCCCACACGCUCCACCAACCCUCCACCAACCCUCCACCAACCCUUACCUGAUGCUCCUUCGCCUGGGCAAGCAAGCCAAGCCUCCCUCAGCCGGUGGGGGAAAAGCGGAACGUUCCGGGUUGAAACCAGAGCGCUGAACGCAAGAACCCGACAGCAGAACCCUCACGGUCCAGCAGAACUUUUGCCCGACUCGAGCGAGGACUGCUUUUUAAAAUAAAGUGAAAUAAAAAAAAUAAUUAAAAAAGAGACAAAAUAACUGGAAUGGAGCGGUUCCUGAGGAAUCAGUUUUUCUUUCCUGCUUGUCUUUCAUGCAUGUACUGUACAUGUUUGCACAGACAUGGCAAUGCCCUGACAUGGUCACUUUAAAAUAGCCAACGAGAACAAAGAUUGUAUAUAAGAAUGUAUUGUUUAUGUUGAUGCAAUAUGUCACAUGUUAUGAAAUGACUAAGUGUAUUGUUCUCUUAUGAAUUACUUUAUAAAUAUAUUUUUUUUAUAUAUGCAGCAUAUAUGGCAAAUAAUUAAUUCCAACAAUUCUUUAGAUAGAAGGUUGCACAUUACAGAGAGAAAAAUAAGCUUCAACAAGGCACCUGGUUUCCCCCCAUAGCUUGAUUAUUGCAUUGCAUAUUAUUGCAUUUGAUUAGUCCUAUAAUCAUUUUUUUUUUUUUUUUUGCUUCGGGUGACAGACAGUUGGGAGUAAGCCCUUAUUAUAACAAGAGGAGAAGAAUUUGACAUUUAAGUUUGUGGAUCAUGCAUGAAAGAAAAGACUCACAGAUCCUCAGGUGCCGUAGACAAACAUUCGGUUUAAACCCCGUUGCCAAAGCAACAGCUUCUUCUAUUCCACUGCACCCAUAAUGUUAUGAUUAGCAGAUGGAAUGCAGACUCGUGUUGUUCUUAUUGCCAGUCUACUGAUAUUGAGGACCACAGAACUCUGAACUACUGUAUAAUGCUAUAGAACUUUACAUUACACAUACGAGUACAGAGAUUUUGAAACACACUUCAUGGUGCAAUACUAAUUAAACAGUUCUCAGUGUAACUUUAGCAUUCAGAUUUUUCAAGUAUUCUAUCUGUUGUACAUAAUAAUAUCGGUUGUAAAUAACAUACAGUAUUUGAGUGGAUUGCUACCCUUGGACCAUUUGAGCAUACAUUUAUGCCAACAGUGGUCCAUUUAUGUAAUUUCAUGACGAAACAACUUGUAGUAACAGUGAUUGUUUUUCCUUUUUGGUUCAGUAGCCCUUGCGGGGCACAAUAAUAUAUCAACUGUAGAUUGCUUACAUUACAGAAAUCACAUAGACAAUGUACAUAAACCAGUGGCAAUAAUAAAAUAAAUUGGACCAAAUUUUUUCAUUCACUCGGUGAGAGUGACUUUUUAUUUUUUAUUUAUUUAUUUUUUUUAUAUUUGCAAUAUGUGAUGAGGGAUAUGUUGAUUUUCUGGUGACAGUCAGUGCUUAACCAAUCAGAGUGCAGCCCAGGACAUCAAAGAGGCCUGUCCCAAGCCCCAUCCACCUACCCUCACCAGUAACCCCGCCCCCCUGCCUUCCCCAACCUUUCUGAUGUUCCUGAAUCGCAGGCAUUACUUGCACACACACACACACACACACACACUAGUCCCUGUUUCGAAAGGAAUGGCAUAACAAUAUAGAAACCAGAACCCUUCAAAAAGGUCUCGAAUGUUUUCACUUCUCUACGUGUGUGUCUCUCUCUCUCUCUCUCUCUUUCUCUCUCAGUCUGUCUGUGCAUUUGUGCAAAUGCAAAUGGUAUGAGAGAUGUAUGUGUGUGAGAGUGCAUAUGUAUGACUGACCCAAAGAAUUCCCUCUCCCAUACCAAAACCCUCUAUUUCUUUGUUUCGAUGAAUUCAGAGACAAAAGCAAAGCGUCCACGACUGGGAGCUGUCAAUGUUUCUUCUUUCUCCAUUAAAAAUGUAAAGCUCAAAGGUAACGCCAGGCCCUGUCCACAUGGCUCACUGCUGCCCCCCCACCCCACCCCCUUCUCAUUUAUUUUUGGGAAUGCACACCUUCUCUCUGUUGUAAAGGUCUUGACAAUGUACAUAAUAACAACGGCAACAAUAAUAAUAUGACUUGAUUAUUAUUAUUAUGAUUACUGCUAUCAAAUGCAUGUGUCAGACACAAGUGUAACACUGUACAAUGAUGACUGCAAAAACAUGUAUGGUGACUUUCUACUUCUGAAAAGUGAAAUAAAUCUUU